Molecule: messenger RNA, 1715 nt
Organism: Grus americana (Whooping crane)
Lineage: Eukaryota; Metazoa; Chordata; Aves; Gruiformes; Gruidae
Gene: CBLN1
Product: cerebellin 1 precursor
Exons: 3
Coding region: 331-915 (194 amino acids)
Cellular component (GO): glutamatergic synapse; synaptic cleft
Molecular function (GO): protein binding
Source: RefSeq, a predicted model, not a curated record
CGCGCCCCGCGCCGUCUUUGUGCUCGCCGGCAGCCCCGCCGCCUCCCGCCGCCUCCCUCAGCCCCGCGCGGCGCGGCGGGCGGCUCCGCACCGCUCAGCUCGGCUCCGCACCGCUCCGCAGCGCCCCGCGCCACCCCACCCGCACCGCCCCGCGCUAUGUGUGCCGGCGCUCCCGUGCCUCCUCGCGGCCGCUUCCCACCCGGCGGGGCGCUCUCGGCCCCGCUCUGAGAGCGCGGCGGGGCAGGGCAGGGAAGGGAGCGAGCGGAGCGGAGCCGACCCCGGACGUGCCGCCCGGCGCGGCGCGGAACGAAGGGAAGGGAGCGCGGCGCCAUGCGGGGCCCGGGGCUGGGGCUGAGGCUGGGGCUGCUGCUGGGCGCGGCGUGGCUGGCGUGCGGGCAGAACGAGACGGAGCCCAUCGUGCUGGAGGGGAAGUGCCUCGUGGUGUGCGACUCCAACCCCACCUCCGACCCCACCGGCACGGCGCUCGGCAUCUCCGUGCGCUCCGGCAGCGCCAAGGUCGCCUUCUCUGCCAUCCGCAGCACCAACCACGAGCCCUCCGAGAUGAGCAACCGCACCAUGAUCAUCUACUUCGACCAGGUACUAGUGAAUAUCGGCAGCAACUUCGACUCGGAGCGGAGCACUUUUAUCUCGCCCAGGAAAGGGAUUUACAGUUUUAAUUUUCACGUGGUGAAAGUGUACAACAGGCAAACCAUCCAGGUGAGUUUGAUGCUAAAUGGGUGGCCAGUGAUUUCUGCCUUUGCAGGGGACCAAGAUGUGACCCGAGAAGCUGCUAGCAAUGGAGUCCUGAUACAGAUGGAGAAAGGAGACAGAGCUUAUCUAAAACUGGAGAGAGGAAACUUGAUGGGAGGCUGGAAGUAUUCAACAUUCUCUGGAUUUCUAGUGUUCCCACUUUAAAUCACUUCUUAUCCAAGAAAAGGGAGAGAUCUCUUAGGAAUUCCCAAGUCGUAGCUGGGUUUAAAGAGUUGUGGACAGCAGACUUUUUACAUUCAAAUAUUAAAGAAGCUAAAUCCUGCUUAGGUUUGUGUACAUCUGCUAUGAAGAAUUACUACUUUUUUGUUGUGUUGCAGCCAACAGGUGGGAAACACUAUAAUUGAUCAAGCCCCCAUUUAUAUUCUUCUCUUUCCUUCUACAAAAUUAGUUCUCAUCUCUGUGUCACUGGUGUAAUCUGCCAUCGUUCCCCCAUGGUUUUUGCCUCACACAAGUAGACUUUAGAUAUUUUCAUUGUCCUUUACAGCAUAUUUUGUAGUUUUGUUUUUAAAACAUGUUAAUCUUGACUCUUUCUCUGAGUUUAACUUUUAAAAAAAAAAAAGCAAAGUAUUUUUGAAUACAUGGAUGCCAUGAUGGAAGGAAAAAUGCAAUUCUUGCUGUGUACUGGCUGGCAAAAGGAAAAAUUUCUACAUGAAGAACUAUUCACAGCCAAGGCUGACUAGAGUAUUUCAAUAUUUCUAUGUAAUUCUGAGUGAUUGUGAAAUUUAAGGCUGCUAAAUGUUUUGAUGCUUGUUUUGCUCUUGUACAAUGUGGCCCAACUAAACGCCAGGAAGUAUAUUGAACUUUUACUAUUACUCUGUAAUAUAUGUGUGAAUAUCGAAAAUUAAUUUUUGCUUUAAUUCAAUAAAGUUUAAAUGGGACUUUUAUUUUUCUUAACCAGAAAUAAGGUUUCUCAAUGCAGGCAGGCGGGGGGAGGAGGCUUGGCG